Molecule: messenger RNA, 2249 nt
Organism: Diospyros lotus (date-plum)
Lineage: Eukaryota; Viridiplantae; Streptophyta; Magnoliopsida; Ericales; Ebenaceae
Product: calcium-dependent protein kinase 30-like
Exons: 7
Coding region: 116-1819 (567 amino acids)
Biological process (GO): protein autophosphorylation; intracellular signal transduction; peptidyl-serine phosphorylation
Cellular component (GO): cytoplasm; nucleus
Molecular function (GO): ATP binding; calcium/calmodulin-dependent protein kinase activity; calmodulin binding
Source: RefSeq, a predicted model, not a curated record
CUGACCUUUUCAGAGUUUUCUCAGUCUGCCGUCCAUGCACGCCAACUCCAUCGCCACCACCAGCACCGCCACCGCCGGCUCAGCCACCACCUGUGACGGAGACGCUCAGUGAGUCAUGGGGAACUAUAAUGCGUGUCUUCGCCGUAACAACGCCCAAGAACACUGCCACAAGAAGAAGAAGAAGGAGAAGAAGGCCCGAGUCCGCGGACCCCAACCCAAUCCCUACUCGGAUCCCCAGGGCCCGAUCCGCGUCCUGAAAGACUUCGCCCGCCGGAGCCGCAUCGGCGACAAGUACGUUCUGGGUCAGGAGCUGGGCCGGGGAGAGUUCGGAGUGACCCACCUUUGCACCGACCGGGAGACCCGGGAGGCCCUGGCCUGCAAGUCGAUAUCGAAGAAUAAGCUGCGGACGGCGGUGGACGUGGAGGACGUCCGGCGGGAGGUGGAGAUAAUGUCUAAAAUGCCGGAGCACCCGAACGUGGUGAGGUUUCGGGCAAGCUACGAGGACGACGAGGCGGUGCACCUGGUGAUGGAGCUGUGCGAGGGCGGCGAGCUCUUCGACCGGAUUGUGGCGAGGGGCCACUACAGCGAGCGGGCGGCCGCCGGAGUGGCGAGGACUGUGGCGGAGGUGGUGAGAAUGUGUCACGAGAACGGGGUGAUGCACAGGGACUUGAAGCCGGAGAAUUUCUUGUUUGCCAGCAAAAAGGAGAAUUCUCCUCUCAAGGCCAUUGAUUUCGGCCUCUCCGUCUUCUUCCAACCUGGGGAGAGGUUUUCAGAGAUUGUGGGUAGUCCCUACUACAUGGCGCCUGAGGUUUUGAAGCGAAAUUAUGGACCAGAGGUCGAUAUAUGGAGUGCCGGCGUGAUUCUUUAUAUAUUGUUAUGCGGGGUUCCUCCAUUUUGGGCAGAAACCGAACAGGGUGUUGCACUGGCGAUCCUGCGCGGGGUGAUUGAUUUCAAGAGGGAGCCAUGGCCUCAGGUUUCUGAUAAUGCCAAAAGCCUCGUUCGGCAGAUGUUAGAGCCAGACCCCAGAAAACGAUUGACUGCUCAGCAGGUGCUUGAGCACCCCUGGAUACGAAAUGCGAAGAAAGCUCCAAAUGUCCCAUUAGGAGAUAUAGUGAGAGCAAGGCUCAAACAGUUUUCUGUGAUGAACAGAUUCAAAAAGAAAGCAUUGAGGGUAAUUGCAGAGCACUUAUCAGUUCAAGAGGUUGAAGUAAUCAGAGACAUGUUUAUGUUGAUGGACACUGACAAUAAUGGAAAAGUAACAUACGAGGAACUAAGGGCAGGGCUUCGGAAGGUUGGUUCGCAAUUGGCUGAACCUGAAAUGAAGUUGCUGAUGGAUGCGGCUGAUGUUGAUGGGAAUGGAGUACUGGAUUAUGGGGAAUUUGUUGCUGUAACCAUUCAUCUACAGAAGAUGGAGAAUGAUGCACAUUUCCGGCAAGCAUUUAUUUUUUUCGAUAAAGAUGGAAGUGGUUUUAUUGAACUUCAUGAGCUACAAGAAGCCUUGACAGAUGAAUCAGGUGAAAUUGAUGCUGAUGUACUUAAUGAGAUCAUGCGAGAGGUUGACACUAAUAAGAUUAGCACUUCAUGCCUUCCCUUCCUCCUCCUAUCUCUUUUGUCUUUCCAUAAUAAUUGGCCAAAGAUUUAUCAGGAUGGGAAAAUCAGUUAUGAUGAGUUUGUCGCUAUGAUGAAAGCUGGAACUGAUUGGAGAAAAGCAUCUCGUCAGUAUUCGAGGGAGAGAUUCAAGAGCUUGAGCCUUAACCUGAUGAAGGAUGGCUCCUUGCAGCUUCAGGAUGGGGUCACUGGUCAAACAAUUAUGGUUUGAGCUGAAUGGUGCUUAUCUUGUUUCCUCGGCACCCCCUGAAUGAUGCUUUGCUUCCAAGAUUCAGAAUGAAGAUGCAUCCUAUAUGAGGAAAGUUGGGAUGUGGAUUAUUACUGAAAAAUCAGGUUUUUGAGGAUCUUGAUGUCCCCAGUGUACCUGCAUUUCAAGUUGGAUCUGUUUUCUUUUGCACCAUGUAAGUAUGGAUUGUAGAAGCACAUUCCUGUGCGAGAAAUUGUGAAGGUACAUAUUACAAUUAUUUCAAAUAUGUGUCACCAUGUAUAUUGAUUAUGUUUUUUGCAUUUGAUGAUCAGUGAUUUGUGCUUUCAUAACUUUGUGUAAAUAAUAGUCAGGUAGUUAUUUGAUGGAUAUGUGAAUUCAUGGAAAGUCCACAAUCUCUAUGUUGUACAUAUAUGAGACAGGUCAUAAUUUUCAA